Molecule: messenger RNA, 1309 nt
Organism: Phyllostomus hastatus (greater spear-nosed bat)
Lineage: Eukaryota; Metazoa; Chordata; Mammalia; Chiroptera; Phyllostomidae
Gene: MISO1
Product: chromosome unknown C3orf33 homolog
Exons: 5
Coding region: 26-898 (290 amino acids)
Source: RefSeq, a predicted model, not a curated record
CUCGGGCUCUCUGGAAGCCGGGAACAUGGCUGGGCGGGCUGCGACCGGGGCCUCGCCGCCGGCCGACCGAGAUGGAGCAUCGCCCAAUGUGGUGGCGCGGCUGUCGCAGUGGGCGGACGACCACCUGCGCCUCGUUCGGAACUUCAGCACCAUCAUGGCCAUAGCUGGAAUAACAUUACUUCUGAGAAGUGUUCGACUGACGUCAAAAUUUACAAGUUCUUCAGAUAUUCCAGUAGAAUUUAUAAGAAAGAAUGUUAAACUACGUGGACGAUUACGCCGAAUUACCGAGGAUGGUUUAGAAAUUGAGCAUAUACCUAUUUCUUUACCGAUUAUAUCUUCAUGGAGAAAGGAGCCACGUGGUGCUCUGCUGGUCAGGCUGGCCGGAGUGGAGCUCACUGACGCUGGCAAGGUGUGGCUGCAGAAGGAACUCAGACCUUCCCAGCCACUUUGGUUCCAGCUUCUCGGAAAGGAGAAUUCAGCACUCUUUUGCUACCUUUUAGUGAAUAAGGGUAGAUUUUUUAGUGUGAGUCUGAAUGAAGAAAUUUUGAGAAGAGGCCUUGGCAAAACUGUUCUCAUUAAAGGGUUAGAUUAUGAUUCUAAAAUCUAUUGGAAAAUACACAGAAACUUACUUAAAGCUGAAUUAGCAGCCUUAAAAAAGGGAGAAGGAAUCUGGAAAGAAGAAUCUGAAAAAGAAAGUUAUUUGGAAAAAUUCAAAGGCUCCUGGAGAGAAAUAUGGAAAAAAGACAGUUAUUUAAAAAGAAUUGGAUCAGAUUUCAACCUGAAAAAAGAAAGUUAUUAUGACAAAUUUAGAAACACUUAUGAAGCAUGGAAAGACAACUCAUUAAUCCUGAGGUUCAGAGAACUUAAGAGUCGCAUACACUUUCGUAGAAAAGGGUGAAAUAUUCCUAGAGAGCCGGAGAUGACUUACUGUGAGAAGAGCAGACUAUGGAAAUAUAUGGAUAUUCUUCAUUGAUUUAAAAUGGGAUUCCUCCCCUCCCCCGAAAUGAUCAAACUUGUAUUCUCAUGGCAUUUAAAUAUUUAAGAGAUAAUUGUUAUGAAGAUGACAUCAGAAUAAUUUAAACCAAUUGUGAUUAAUGUAAUAUACUUUUAAGAAAAACGAAACACUGUAAGACCUUACCGGGUUGGAGGAUAUAUACAUGUACUGUUGGUCUUUGAAGAGAGAGUUUAACUCUGGGUUGUAUUAUUUGUAGUUAUUUUGGACAGCCAUAUUUAAUAUUUGUUUGGAGAGAAUAGUCUUCCAUUUUUUUCAACUUCGAUUAUUUAUAAUAAAGGACCUGUUUAUAACUCA